Molecule: messenger RNA, 6945 nt
Organism: Dovyalis caffra
Lineage: Eukaryota; Viridiplantae; Streptophyta; Magnoliopsida; Malpighiales; Salicaceae
Source: the annotation of a GenBank genome assembly
AUGUGGAACGACACCGGAGAACAACAUAUUGCCCCUCCAGGGACGGGAGGCCCAUCGAUACCACCACCGCCUCCGUCUCAGCCUUCUUACACCGUACUGGCGCCGUCGCAAAUAGUGUCGAAUCCAGCUGAUGCUGAGGCGAAGCUGGAGGAGAAGGCGAGGAAAUGGCAGCAACUUAACACUAAGAGGUAUAGCGAUAAGAGGAAGUUUGGUUUCGUCGAAACGCAAAAGGAGGAUAUGCCGCCUGAGCAUGUGAGAAAGAUUAUAAGAGACCAUGGGGACAUGUCCUCCAAGAAAUAUCGUCAUGAUAAACGUGUGUAUCUUGGAGCCCUUAAAUUCAUUCCGCAUGCAGUUUACAAGCUUCUUGAGAAUAUGCCAAUGCCCUGGGAGCAGGUCCGUGAUGUGAAGGUUCUAUACCAUAUUACCGGAGCAAUCACUUUUGUGAAUGAAAUUCCAUGGGUUGUUGAACCUAUAUACUUAGCUCAGUGGGGGACAAUGUGGAUCAUGAUGCGAAGAGAAAAGAGAGAUCGUCGGCAUUUCAAGAGAAUGAGGUUUCCACCUUUUGACGACGAGGAACCUCCUUUGGACUAUGCUGAUAAUUUGUUAGAUGUUGAUCCUCUGGAGCCUAUUCAAUUAGAGUUGGAUGAAGAAGAAGAUUCUGCUGUCUAUACUUGGUUUUAUGACCAUAAGCCUCUUGUUAAAACGAAGCUUAUCAAUGGUCCAAGUUACAGGAGGUGGCAUCUCUCCCUUCCAAUAAUGGCAACUCUUCACCGUCUGGCAGGACAGCUACUUUCUGAUCUAAUUGAUCGCAACUAUUUCUAUUUGUUCGAUAUGGAGUCAUUCUUUACAGCUAAAGCAUUGAACAUGUGCAUACCUGGUGGGCCUAAGUUUGAACCUUUGUAUCGUGAUAUGGAGAAAGGGGAUGAGGACUGGAACGAGUUCAACGACAUCAACAAACUCAUUAUUCGAUCGCCUUUGCGGACAGAGUAUAGGAUUGCAUUUCCUCAUCUUUACAACAAUAGGCCCAGGAAAACUCAUGAUGAUGAUGAUGAUGAUGGUGAAGAUUUCGUUCUGCCAGAAGGGGUGGAGCCUUUUCUUGAGGAUACACAGCUUUAUACAGACACCACAGCUGCUGGCAUUUCCUUGUUAUUUGCCCCACGACCUUUUAACAUGAGAUCUGGACGGAUGAGGCGAGCAGAAGAUAUACCGCUUGUGUCGGAGUGGUAUAAGGAGCACUGUCCUCCAUCAUAUCCUGUCAAAGUUCGAGUGAGCUAUCAGAAAUUGUUGAAAUGUUUUGUGUUGAAUGAAUUGCAUCAUAGACCACCAAAAGCUCAGAAGAAGAAGCACUUGUUCCGGUCUCUUGCAGCAACUAAAUUCUUCCAAACCACAGAACUUGAUUGGGCUGAAGCAGGUCUUCAAGUUUGUAAGCAGGGGUACAACAUGCUGAAUCUGUUGAUACACCGAAAGAAUUUAAAUUACCUCCACCUUGAUUAUAAUUUCAACUUGAAGCCUGUGAAGACCCUUACUACAAAGGAACGCAAAAAGUCAAGAUUUGGGAAUGCUUUUCAUCUUUGUCGUGAGAUCUUGCGUUUGACAAAGCUUGUGGUUGAUGCCAAUAUACAGUUCAGGCUGGGUAAUGUGGAUGCUUUCCAACUGGCUGAUGGUCUUCAGUAUACAUUUUCCCAUGUUGGUCAGUUGACAGGAAUGUACAGAUACAAGUAUAGGCUGAUGCGUCAGAUAAGAAUGUGCAAAGAUCUUAAGCAUUUGAUAUAUUACCGCUUCAAUACUGGCCCAGUGGGUAAGGGACCUGGUUGUGGGUUUUGGGCACCCAUGUGGAGGGUAUGGCUGUUUUUCCUACGUGGCAUAGUGCCGCUUCUUGAAAGGUGGUUGGGGAAUCUUCUCGCGAGACAGUUUGAAGGGCGCCAUUCAAAAGGAACUGCCAAGACUGUUACAAAGCAGCGUGUUGAGAGCCACUUUGACUUGGAGCUCCGUGCUGCUGUUAUGCAUGAUGUUCUUGAUGCCAUGCCAGAGGGCAUUAAGCAAAAUAAGGCUAGAACGAUACUGCAGCACCUCAGUGAGGCUUGGCGAUGCUGGAAAGCAAACAUUCCCUGGAAGGUUCCUGGUUUACCAGUUCCCAUUGAAAACAUGAUACUUCGGUAUGUCAAGUCAAAGGCAGACUGGUGGACGAAUGUUGCUCACUAUAAUCGUGAGCGUAUAAGAAGGGGUGCAACUGUUGAUAAGACAGUUUGUAGAAAAAAUCUUGGAAGACUGACUCGCCUUUGGUUGAAGGCAGAACAGGAACGUCAACACAACUAUUUGAAAGAUGGCCCGUAUGUCACUCCAGAAGAAGCUGUUGCUAUUUACACAACAACUGUCCAUUGGCUGGAGUCCAGAAAGUUUUCCCCAAUUCCAUUCCCUCCCUUGUCAUACAAGCAUGACACUAAGCUACUUAUACUUGCUUUGGAAAGGCUGAAAGAAUCAUAUAGCGUGGCUGUGAGAUUAAACCAACUUCAGAGGGAAGAGCUGGGCCUUAUAGAACAAGCGUAUGAUAACCCACAUGAGGCUUUAUCUCGGAUAAAGCGUCACCUUCUCACUCAGCGUGCUUUCAAAGAAGUUGGCAUAGAGUUCAUGGAUUUGUAUAGCGCUCUGAUUCCUGUUUAUGAAAUUGAACCUCUUGAAAAAAUAACAGAUGCUUAUCUGGACCAAUAUCUGUGGUAUGAAGGUGACAAACGUCACCUCUUUCCAAACUGGAUUAAACCUGCAGAUUCUGAGCCUCCACCACUGCUUGUUUAUAAAUGGUGUCAGGGGAUAAACAAUUUGCAAGGUAUUUGGGACACAAGUGAGGGGCAAUGUGUGGUGAUGCUUCAGACCAAGUUCGAGAAGUUCUUUGAAAAGAUUGACUUGACAAUGUUGAAUAGGCUUCUUCGUUUGGUUCUCGACCACAAUAUUGCUGAUUAUGUUACUGCAAAAAACAAUGUUGUCCUUUCCUACAAGGAUAUGAGUCAUACCAAUUCGUAUGGUUUGAUACGUGGCCUUCAGUUUGCUUCUUUUGUGGUACAGUAUUAUGGGCUUGUGCUGGAUCUCCUACUUCUUGGAUUGACUCGAGCCAGUGAGAUUGCUGGUCCACCACAAAUGCCAAACGAAUUUAUCACCUACUGGGAUACGAAGGUUGAGGCACGACAUCCAAUUCGUCUGUAUUCCAGGUACAUUGACAGGGUGCAUAUCUUGUUCCGGUUCACUCAUGAAGAGGCCCGAGAUCUAAUUCAGCGAUAUCUUACUGAGCAUCCUGAUCCCAACAAUGAAAAUAUGGUUGGGUAUCAGAACAAGAAAUGCUGGCCUAGAGAUGCAAGAAUGAGGCUUAUGAAACAUGAUGUCAAUCUUGGGAGGAGUGUUUUCUGGGACAUGAAGAAUCGUCUCCCUCGAAGCAUCACAACUUUAGAGUGGGAGAACAGCUUCGUUUCUGUUUACAGCAAGGACAACCCAAACUUGCUUUUUAGCAUGUGUGGGUUUGAAGUUCGGAUACUUCCUAAAAUAAGAAUGACUCAAGAAGCUUUCAGCAAUACAAGAGAUGGUGUUUGGAAUUUGCAGAAUGAGCAGACCAAGGAACGUACCGCAGUUGCUUUUCUACGGGUUGACGAUGAGCACAUGAAAGUGUUUGAGAAUCGUGUGAGGCAGAUUCUGAUGUCCUCAGGGUCAACUACUUUCACAAAGAUUGUUAACAAAUGGAAUACAGCCUUGAUUGGUUUGAUGACUUAUUUCCGUGAAGCAACUGUGCAUACUCAAGAGCUGCUAGAUCUGCUCGUUAAAUGUGAAAACAAAAUUCAAACCCGUAUCAAGAUUGGGUUAAACUCAAAAAUGCCAAGCAGGUUUCCUCCUGUUAUCUUCUAUACACCAAAAGAAAUUGGAGGACUUGGCAUGUUAUCCAUGGGUCACAUAUUGAUUCCUCAAAGUGACCUUCGAUAUAGUCAGCAAACAGAUGUUGGUGUAACCCACUUCAGGAGUGGGAUGAGUCACGAGGAGGACCAGCUGAUUCCAAAUCUUUACCGGUACAUUCAGCCAUGGGAGAGUGAAUUCAUUGACUCACAGCGGGUCUGGGCAGAGUAUGCAUUGAAGAGGCAGGAAGCACAGGCACAAAAUAGGCGUCUAACUCUUGAAGAUUUGGAAGAUUCUUGGGACAGGGGAAUUCCACGCAUCAAUACUCUGUUUCAGAAAGAUCGGCACACUUUAGCGUAUGAUAAAGGGUGGAGAGUGCGCACAGACUUCAAGCAAUACCAAGUUUUAAAACAAAAUCCUUUCUGGUGGACGCACCAGAGACAUGAUGGGAAAUUGUGGAACUUGAACAAUUAUCGAACUGAUGUAAUCCAAGCUCUUGGUGGUGUUGAAGGAAUUCUUGAGCAUACCUUGUUCAAAGGAACAUAUUUCCCAACUUGGGAAGGUCUCUUUUGGGAAAAGGCAUCUGGCUUUGAGGAGUCAAUGAAAUAUAAGAAGCUUACUAAUGCACAAAGAUCUGGUCUGAAUCAAAUUCCGAACCGUAGAUUUACACUUUGGUGGUCCCCCACGAUAAACAGGGCAAAUGUUUAUGUGGGUUUUCAAGUGCAGUUAGAUCUAACCGGCAUCUUCAUGCAUGGGAAGAUCCCGACCUUGAAGAUUUCAUUGAUUCAGAUAUUCCGUGCUCACUUGUGGCAGAAGAUUCAUGAGAGUGUUGUUAUGGACCUCUGUCAGGUUUUGGAUCAGGAGCUGGAUGCUUUGGAAAUUGAGACUGUGCAGAAAGAAACAAUCCAUCCUAGGAAAAGUUAUAAAAUGAACAGCUCCUGUGCAGACGUUCUCCUUUUUGCUGCCCAUAGAUGGCCCAUGUCAAAGCCUAGUCUUGUGGCAGAGUCAAAAGAUGUGUUUGACCAGAAAGCAAGUAAUAAAUACUGGAUAGAUGUACAACUUAGAUGGGGAGACUAUGAUUCUCAUGAUAUUGAGCGCUAUACUAGGGCCAAAUUUAUGGAUUACACAACAGACAACAUGUCUAUAUAUCCAUCUCCAACUGGGGUUAUGAUUGGGCUUGAUCUGGCGUACAAUUUGCACUCUGCAUUUGGCAACUGGUUUCCAGGGUCCAAACCACUGCUAGCUCAAGCAAUGAAUAAAAUAAUGAAGUCAAACCCAGCUUUGUAUGUCUUGAGGGAGCGGAUAAGGAAAGGUUUGCAGUUGUAUUCUUCAGAGCCUACAGAGCCAUAUUUAUCGUCUCAAAAUUAUGGGGAGAUCUUUAGCAAUCAGAUAAUAUGGUUUGUUGAUGAUACUAAUGUCUACCGUGUCACAAUCCACAAGACAUUUGAAGGGAAUCUCACGACAAAACCCAUAAAUGGUGCAAUAUUCAUAUUCAAUCCAAGAACCGGGCAGCUAUUUUUGAAGGUUAUUCACACUAGCGUAUGGGCAGGACAGAAGCGUCUGGGUCAGCUUGCCAAGUGGAAAACUGCUGAAGAAGUUGCUGCUCUUGUGCGGUCUCUGCCUGUGGAAGAACAACCAAAACAGAUUAUUGUGACUCGUAAAGGGAUGCUUGAUCCGCUGGAGGUUCACUUACUUGAUUUCCCCAACAUAGUUAUUAAGGGAAGUGAGUUGCAGCUCCCGUUCCAGGCAUGUUUAAAGAUAGAGAAAUUUGGUGAUUUGAUUUUGAAGGCAACGGAACCACAAAUGGUUUUGUUCAAUAUUUAUGAUGAUUGGCUCAAGAGUAUAUCAUCUUACACUGCAUUCUCCCGACUCAUUCUGAUUCUUCGUGCGCUUCAUGUUAAUAACGAGAAGGCAAAGAUGCUGCUCAAGCCUGACAAGACUAUCGUUACUGAGCCACAUCACAUCUGGCCUUCUCUUACUGAUGAUCAAUGGAUGAAAGUCGAGGUUGCUUUACGGGAUCUCAUACUCUCUGACUAUGCCAAGAAGAACAAUGUGAACACCUCAGCACUUACACAAUCUGAGAUACGUGAUAUUAUUCUUGGAGCGGAGAUCACUCCUCCAUCUCAACAAAGGCAGCAGAUAGCAGAGAUUGAGAAACAGGCCAAAGAAGCGAGUCAACUGACAGCAGUCACCACAAGGACCACAAAUGUGCAUGGUGAUGAACUCAUUGUCACAACCACUAGUCCAUAUGAGCAAGCUGCAUUUGGUUCUAAAACAGAUUGGCGUGUCAGAGCUAUAUCUGCUACAAAUCUCUAUCUUCGAGUCAAUCAUAUAUAUGUGAAUUCCGAGGAUAUCAAGGAAACUGGAUACACCUAUAUCAUGCCGAAGAAUAUUUUAAAGAAGUUCAUCUGUAUAGCAGAUCUGCGAACUCAAAUUGCUGGGUAUUUGUAUGGCAUAAGCCCCCCAGACAAUCCUCAGGUUAAGGAAAUUCGGUGUAUUGCAAUGGCCCCCCAGUGGGGGACUCAUCAACAGGUGCAUCUUCCAUCAGCUCUUCCUGAGCAUGAUUUCCUCACUGAUCUGGAGCCUUUGGGAUGGAUGCACACACAACCAAAUGAGCUUCCUCAGUUAUCACCACAGGAUCUCACUGCUCAUGCUCGGGUUUUGGAGAGCAAUAAGCAAUGGGAUGGAGAAAAGUGCAUCAUCCUGACUUGUAGUUUCACUCCAGGAUCAUGCUCCUUGACUGCAUAUAAACUUACUCCUAGUGGUUAUGAGUGGGGACGUGUCAACAAGGACACAGGAAGCAAUCCUCAUGGUUACCUACCGACCCACUACGAGAAGGUUCAGAUGCUCCUGAGUGACCGCUUCCUUGGUUUCUACAUGGUUCCUGAUAAUGGGCCAUGGAAUUACAACUUUAUGGGAGUGAAGCACACAGUGAGCAUGAAAUAUGGAAUCAAGCUAGGGACACCUCGAGAGUAUUACCACGAGGACCAUAGGCCAACCCAUUACCUGGAGUUCAGCAACUUGGAGGAGGGUGAGACAGCUGAAGGUGAUCGAGAGGAUACCUUCACUUGA